Messenger RNA from Salmo salar (Atlantic salmon), 4213 nucleotides. It is a transcript of the gene stxbp4, whose product is annotated as syntaxin binding protein 4. The record is from RefSeq and is a predicted model, not a curated record. Lineage: Eukaryota; Metazoa; Chordata; Actinopteri; Salmoniformes; Salmonidae. Gene Ontology annotation, molecular function: syntaxin binding. Gene Ontology annotation, biological process: insulin receptor signaling pathway; regulation of insulin secretion involved in cellular response to glucose stimulus. Gene Ontology annotation, cellular component: cytoplasmic vesicle.
CAUGUAAUUGUCCCCUCCAAAGUUGAUAUCAGAUUUUCGCCAAUGUACGAAACAUAACAUGCCAUACUAAAUUGAGUAUAUCGGAUUUACGUACAGAAUAAUACCAAAUGCUCUGAGACCAGGUUGACACUGCCCAUGUUUAAUCACUGUUUAAGAGAAGAUUGCAGAAUUAGCUUGCUGUUAAACAUUCUGAUUGGUUUCAACCUUCCAACUAAAAGUCCCAAUACGACAAGUAAAACUUUACAUUUGUAUUUUGGGAUAUUUUAUUUUAUUUUAUCAGAAUUUGACUGAAGUAAUGUUGGAAAAGCGUUCGGAAAAGUGACAUCAAGAGAAGAUCACACGAGUGAAUACACGACAGGAGUGAAGCCACUGUCCACAUAAGACGUUACACAGCACCGACCCUGUUUGAACUGCUAGCGCCUCAUCUCAUCUCCCUCCAAACAACUGACUGCUGUCAUCUUCCAUGGAUGUGUAAUAUUUGUGUGUGUGUGUCUGUGUGGGUGUCAGUUUAUCGCCCUCUAUCCGUGUGUGUGUGUGUGUGUGUGUUUGUCUGUGAGAGAAAGUGAUUCAGUUUCUCUUUCCCUGCGAUGCCACUGCUGCCUAAGGAGGCAGAACGAUUCGAUGGGCUAUCUCUACUAUAUUGGACUAUCAUGGGACCUCACGGCAUCAACCGGGCCAUCGAGAGACUGGAGUUCUGUGACUGCAAGAAAGGACUGGGGUUGAAAAUCAUAGGUGGCUACAGAGAUCAAACACGGGAAGAGUUUGGGAUCUUCAUCAAGCGGGUGUUACCGGGAGGUCUGGCUGCUCAGGAUGGGCGGCUUAGAACGGGCGACCUCGUUUUGGAAGUCAAUAAUAUGAGUUUAGGAGGACGAGUAACCAACGAGAGGGCGGUUGAUAUUCUUCGGUCAGCGUCAGCCUCCAAUCACAUGUCUCUGAUAGUUGCCAGGGACGAUGAAAGCAGGCGGGAGUUCAUAGAGUUGAUGAAUAAGUAUGGCUCUCAAAGCAGUUUUAAAGGAAGCUCAGGGAGAGUCUCCCCUACACAGCUUUCUACUGGAGGCAAGACAGACACGGCCUCCUCCUCUUCCUCCUCCAGAUCUACCAGUCCCACCAGCCAGCUCCUCAGCCCUAAAGAGGGGGUCACAGGACCCCCUUACACCCCUGGACCCCUCUAUACCACUGGGCCCCCCUAUACAUCGAACCCUAACACAACCCCUACACAGCACGUCUUCAACAACGACAGCGUCAUUCAGUUGAUAUGUGUCUCAAAGGGAACAGGCCUGGGCCUCAUCAUCAAAGGCGGAGCUAACCAAGCUGAGGGACCAAUGGUGUUGAUUCAGGAAAUAAUACCUGGAGGAGACUGCCAGAGGGACGGUAGACUACAGCCAGGAGAUCAGCUGGUGUCGAUUAAUAAGGAUUCGUUAAUUGGAGUGACCUAUGAGGAGGCUAGAAGUAUCCUUACACGCACCAAACUCAGACCAGACCCUACGGUGGAGAUAGCGUUUAUGAGACACAGGUCUUCCUCCAGCUCUGCUUCCUCCAGCAGUGGCCCCCAGAGCCCUAUCACCCCCCAGGGCCCAGUCAGCGGAGCCCCCGCAGUGCCCCCCAUCAGGAGAGAGACCCUGGCCGUGCUGGGGGCCCUGCCUCCCCCUGCAUCACUGCUCCAGCACAGGAGAACCACACUCCCUGCAGCCCUCCCUGAGGUUCCCCUGGUGGUGCCCAAGAUCACCUCCACCCCCAACCCCGCCAGCGAGACCCUGCCAUCUGUCAACCUUAGCCAGGUUCGAAUGACAACAGAACAGACGUGUGUCUCCUCCCCCCGUCAGACUCCCAGCACCACAGAUGCCAAGCCUGAAUCCUACCAAGCCUGUCAGCCAAACAGCAUCCAGCACACACCACACAGGAAGUGCUCCCUCAGCUCCAUCAGUCGCCUCAAACUGGAGAGGCUGGAGCAGGCUCUGGAUGCAUUAGGAUUGAAUCCUACAGAGGCACAGAGACAGACGUUGAGGGCCAGACUACGAACAGACCCUGCUGGGACAGUGGCCUACGCAGACUUUGAGACACUGACACGGGAGCUGUUCAAGCUUCAGUUUGAGGAGUCAGGGGUCGGAGGUCAAGGCUCAAGGUUCGUGUCAGAUGACCUCUCCAGUCUCCUAGAGUCACCCACCAACACGCCUUCACUGUCUGACUCUGAUGACCUGGAGGAGAUGGAGAGACUGAGGAAAGACCACAUCGAGGCUCUGAGAGAGAUCAAGAAACUACAGGAGCAGUUGGCAGAGUCAGAGAGACUUCACCUGCAGAUGGAGGAAGAGCUGAACAGGGUCAAACAGGAGAUAAAGUCUGGGACGGAUGAGAGCCGUGCUUUGCGGAGCCGGAUCCACCUGGCUGUAGCAGCCCAGAAGCAGGCCAGGGGGAUGGAGAUGGAUUAUGAGGAGGUGAUUCAUCUCCUGGAGGCUGAGAUAGCCGAGCUCAAGGCCCAGAGGAACGAACAGCAGCAGCCCGGCCAGGCUAAGGAUGAGGUGGAGGAGCUGAAGAAGAGAGUGGCCGUUCUGGAGUGUCAACUACGUAAGAACGAGGGGGCCAAAAAGGGCUUUGAGGUGUCCAUGGGAAAACUGCUCAACUUCGUGGAGAAUGUCCAAGACUUCCUCAUUGAAAACCAAGGUCCCAUGAAGAGCUGUAGCUCUGGUGACAUGAAGCCCGGCGCUUCCUCUCAACUCCUGGGAGCCCGCGUGGGGAAGAAGUCCCAGUGGACGACAGCUACGCUAGCUGCAGAGGCUAAAGAACUCACACGGACUGUUAGAGCCAUCCUCGAGGUGGGCUGUAAGUGAUCUAUCAUCUUGACUCGUCGUGUUACGAGUCGACUUGCUGCAUGCCUGCAUAUCGUCUCUAUCCCUGGCCUAGCAUGCAAAUCCAAUCAGCUCAACCGACACUGAAUCACCACCGUAGUUUUGAUACCAACCUAAACUAACUGGAUAAAAGACACCAAACCAACCAAAUCACCUCCAUAGUUGCUAUGCCAACCAAAACCAACUGCAUAACCGACAUCAAACCACCUAGUUGCUAAGCCAAGUAAAACCAACCAGAUAACCAAAACCAAUCAGCUCAUCAUACACCAAGCCAACCUCCAUAGUUACCAAGCCAACCAAAGCCAACUGGAAAACAGACACCAAACCAACUCUGUAGUUACUAUACACAUAAUCUCAAUAGUUGUUUUUUAGUGGAGCAGCCUGUAAGAAAAUGAAGGACAUCCUUGAACUGGAGUAUCAGACAGCAGAAUAAAAGACAAUACAGCAGCUAAGCAACCUCGAGAUGUUCCAGCCUCUGUGUCCAGUGGAGUUGAAGAACCAGGGACUGAGUGUUAAGCAACCUCGAGAUGUUCCAGCCUCUGUGUCCAGUGGAGUUGAAGAACCAGGGACUGAGUGUUAAGCAACCUCGAGAUGUUCUAGCCUCUGUGUCCAGUGGAGAUGAAUGAACCAGGGACUGAGUGUUAAGCAACCUCGAGAUGUUCUAGCCUCUGUGUCCAGUGGAGAUGAAUGAACCAGGGACUGAGUGUUAAGCAACCUCGAGAUGUUCUAGCCUCUGUGUCCAGUGGAGAUGAAUGAACCAGGGACUGAGUGUUAAGCAACCUCGAGAUGUUCCAGCCUCUGUGUCCAGUGGAGAUGUUUUCCGUCCAUAUUUACUCAAGUUUUCUCUGUAGUCAUCGUCUAGUGGACGGACAGACUGAUCUUUCAUGCAACAUGAAAUGCAAUGCAAUGUUCUACUUCCUAUAGAUAUGUUUUGAAUGAUUUUUUUCCCCCCAGAAUUGUACAAGUGUAUCUAGAAAUGUACUAUAAGACCUUAGUCAAUACAAAACAUCAUCAUACGUACACCUGUGAUCAAGUCAGUAGCUAACCAUCAGUGUUGGGGAGUAAAUCAAAUAAAGGUUUAUUGGUCACGUACACAGUUUAGCAGGUGUAAUAGCUGUGCAGCGAAAUGCUUAUGUUGCUAGCUCCUAGCAAUGCAGUCAAAUGUCAAGCAAUUACAAUGUCAAGAAAAAUACAAAAAAGAAUGGUGGGACGAAUCCAAUUAACAACCCAAAUAGCAAUGUAGCAGUAUCAAAAUGUAAUCUAUACAUACACCGGGGGAAUUUACACCAGAUCAACUAAGAAUGUACAGCAGUAGACACAAUAAUGAACUAUGUCAAGAAUCCAGUAUAUAAAUAAAUAUGUGAUGCGCA